AUGGCAUUUUCACCCAGGGGUGGUUUUCUUUUGGGCAAUCGCUCGCCUGGCAAUUCUAUUUCUAAUCCUCCCUCUUCUUCCUUUUCACAUCCUGCCCACACGCCAAAUCACAAUCACAACCACAACCACCACACCGACGAGAAGCAUACCACCCUGGCGACGUCACAACAACAAAAAUCGCCACCACCGCGCCAUCACCAAAACCUGAAUUCUUUUUCUGGUCGCCCGCAGUGCUUGGACAACCAUUCUCGGUAUCCCUCUGCACCACUCGCGAUCCGAAAGGAUGACGAUAGCAGGGCUGCCCACGACAGUUCCACCAGCAACAUUACCGGAGGCAGCAACGGCAAGGGGAAACCUCAAAACGGGGCCCACCUCGGCGCCUACACAAACCACAACAUCAUGGUUGCACAACACCGGCAGAAGCAGUUGGGUUUAGUUGACGGCCCCCAACGUCCCGAACCCCCCGUGUUCAACAAGUUCGUCACCGCAGCCGCAACACCUACCGUCUCUCCGACCCUGACGCCGUCGACCACACUACUCAGCUCCAGCUCGAGCACAGUCACCAGCCUACACAGGCCCAUGACUCCCACGAGUCCUGUUCGCAUUCCCGCUUCCAAGAACCAGCGCGGCGAGAAGCGGUACCACGAUACCCACAAACACCAUCACCAUGGUCGAGGCAGGAAAACUCCUUCGCAGAAAUGCCCGGGCCACAAACCGGAUGCAAUCUCGCCCUCGGUGGCGGCUUUGCUCGCCAUCACCAACAUACCCCGUUCUAGGGCCACUAGAGUCCAGGCCCUCGCAGGUAGGGCUACGGGUCAGUCCCGCGAGGAGAGCAUGACUGUAGACGCCAUCAUCCAGCGUGUGCAGCGGAAUGAGAAGGAGAUCAGCUUGACCCUCUCCCGGAGUCCCAUGGAUCUUCUACUCAGCUCACCCGACGAUGGCAUGGACGACAGUGACUGCCUCUCAUUUUCUGAUGAUUUUGACGACAACGCGUCGCUGGUAAGCAGCACGCCGAGCCGCGUCAACGUCUCCGCCCGCACCGUUUCUGACGAUUCAGUUUCGUCCCUCGACGAUUCUUUUACCAGUGGGAGUACACUCUCCCCCGUUCUGUCUCCCGGGACACCUGGUACCCCAUUUACAAACUACACUCCUUCAACUUUUGGGAGCUCCUAUCGUCGCAAGAGCCCGCGCGUCCCUUUGCGACGUCGACCGGAGCCUUUGUCUUCACCUCCGGGAAGUGCCGCCUGUGACCCGUUGGCCUCUCCGUCGCCAACUAUUGCAUCAGUCGACCAACUCGAUUUCCGUGUGUUCAGCGAUGAGCAACAGUCUGGCUCUGAGGAUGAUAAAAAGUCCGAUUCCAGUUUUAAGCCGCUCAAGUCGGCCUUUAAAAGUAACCUUACGGCCUCGCUGAGGGCCUUGCGCAAUGCAGCCCGCUCCAUCUCUAACCUGGGCAUUGCUUCGAUACCCCCCGAGGACUUCCUCACGCGGUCUAUAUUGACCAUCGACCCCCGCGUACCUUUCACCGACGAGCGGAGGCCACCUCAAUUGGAGGAAGAGCCCAGUGCGGCUCUUCGUCGCUAUCUCAACCCAACCACCACUGCCCGCAUGGAACUACGUCCUGCAGAGUCUGACUCAUCUGCAACUCCGACCCGGCCUAACUUUACAGCUUCUAUUCAGAUGCAGACUUACAAAGUUCGACGCUCACGGUCUGGAUCUCACCAUGGCACGUCUCCGUCGUCCCCCCGCGGUAUUCCCAGUCCGAAUCCGCAAAAGUCCACAACCGGCGAGGCGGGGCCGCAGUCUCCGGAGUCUACCCCUAACGCGACGUCACCUUUGGCGCUACCUGGUCGACAGCGCGAAAUGCGUGAGAACUCCGACUUCAUCCGGAUCGCCGUUAUGGAAAUGGCUAUGCGGAAACGUGGCAAGCUGAGCGACCAGCGACCGGGCCGAGCACGCUGGGCACUACCACCCCGAAAGACAAGCAGUAAGGAGUAUGAGAUUGGGCCCGACGGUGUCCCUGCCCGCUGGGUGCCUAUUAUUGCUACAUCCUGA
This is a messenger RNA of Pyricularia pennisetigena, 2052 nucleotides long. RefSeq lists its product as uncharacterized. Lineage: Eukaryota; Fungi; Ascomycota; Sordariomycetes; Magnaporthales; Pyriculariaceae. Bases 1 to 2052 code for a protein of 683 amino acids. The record is from RefSeq and is a predicted model, not a curated record. The transcript has a single exon.